GUGUAUACCUUCUCUGGGCACUCUCUGUCGUUAUCGUGGCCUUGACAUUCCCCUUCUCCUUGUGCCUGUGCAUGAAGGUUGUUCAAGAGUACGAGAGGGCCGUCAUUUUCCGCUUGGGCAGACUCACUUCCAGUGGACCACGAGGCCCAGGUUUGUUUUUCAUCGUGCCCUUCAUCGACUCUUGCACCAAGGUUGACCUUCGCACUGUCUCCUUUGACGUUCCUCCACAAGAGGUGCUGACUAAAGACUCGGUGACGGUGGCUGUGGACGCUGUGGUGUAUUAUAGAAUCGUGGAUCCCAUCAUCUCUAUCACCAACGUCAUCAAUGUCAACCGAGCCUCUCAGCUUCUUUCCCAGACCACGCUACGGAACAUCCUUGGUACCAGAACCCUGUCAGAGAUCUUAUCGGAACGAGAGACCAUCAGCUGCUCAAUGCAGGAAAAUCUGGACAAUGCCACUGAUCAGUGGGGUGUGAAAAUUGAAAGAGUUGAAGUGAAAGAUGUUCGUCUACCCUUUGAGUUACAACGAGCCAUGGCAGCGGAAGCGGAAGCCUCCAGAGAUGCGCGAGCAAAGGUGCUGGCAGCAGAAGGCGAACACAAAGCAUCACGUGCUCUCAAGGAAGCGGCUGACGUCAUUUCCGAGUCUCAACUAGCUUUGCAGCUCCGUUAUCUCCAGACGCUGACUGCUAUCUCUGCGGAGAAAAACUCUACAAUCAUUUUCCCAUUGCCCAUUGAUUUUGUUCAGAGCUUUAUGAGGCGGUAAAACGGUGAUAGUAUUUGAGGUUUCUGGCGGUGCACAGUCCACAGUACAUGUAUGUAGCAGCCAGAGAGUUGGGGAAAAGGAAUGUC
Molecule: messenger RNA, 847 nt
Organism: Liolophura sinensis
Lineage: Eukaryota; Metazoa; Mollusca; Polyplacophora; Chitonida; Chitonidae
Product: band 7 protein AGAP004871-like
Exons: 7
Coding region: 72-761 (229 amino acids)
Cellular component (GO): plasma membrane
Source: RefSeq, a predicted model, not a curated record